AUGAGAAUCCCAAUCUUCUUGUGGCUCGUCCUCAUCGCAAUCUUCUCGAGUUGCUUCUGCAAGAAUCGAACCUUGGCUUCCGGGCAGUGCCUCAGCCUCAGUGAUCAGUCCCUGUUGCUGAGCUUGAAGAACGGCCUCCACUUCAAUGCCUCGCUGUCGACAAAGCUGGUGGAAUGGACUCAGGGCUCAAGCUCUUGGCCUGGGGUCACCUGUGUGGGCGGCCAAGUCACGGGGCUUGACCUUAGCAACGAAUCUAUCUCCGAUGGAAUCAACAGCUCUUCGAGUCUCUUCAGCUUCCGGUAUCUCAAGAGCCUCAACUUGGCCUUCAACAGGUUCAACUCCAUGGAAAUCCCACCUCAGGUUGCUACCUUGAGCAGCUUGGAGCAUCUCAAUCUGUCCAACGCAGGUUUCACAGGGCAGAUUCCGGUUGAGAUAGCGAACUUGACAGGGCUGACCACGCUCGAUCUGUCCAUGCUUUAUUUCCCCGGAAUCAGCUCGUUGAAGCUCCAGAACCCGAAUCUAAGGAUGCUCGUGAGGAGCCUUGCCGAGCUGAAAGAACUGUAUCUCGAUGGGGUCAAUAUAUCGGCUCCAGGAAGUGAAUGGUGUGGAGCGUUGUCCUCCUCGUUGCCUAAACUAGAGGUGCUGAGCAUGUCUAACUGUUAUCUAAAUGGACCCAUCGAUGCUUCGUUCAUGAAUCUCAAGUCUCUGUCAGUAAUUCGACUCGGUAGCAACAAUCUCUCGACUGAGGUUCCUGAUUUCUUUGCAAACUUCUCGAGCUUAACUGCUCUGCGAUUAAGCACUUCGGGUUUGUUUGGGAUGUUUCCACAGAAAAUCUUCCAAGUAUUGACAUUGCAGAAUCUGGAUGUGUCGUAUAACUCGUUACUCCAUGGUUCUUUGCCCGAGUUUUCUGCGGACAGUCCUCUUCGGGCAGUGGAUCUCAGUUUCACAAACUUUUCGGGGAUCUUACCUUAUUCCAUCGGUAAUCUUCGUAACCUGUCCCGAUUGGUAUUGGCAAAUUGCAGCUUCAGUGGACAAAUUCCGAUCACGAUGACGAAACUUUCUCAGUUGGUUUAUUUGGACUUCUCGACCAACAAUUUCAGUGGUCCAGUUCCAUCGUUCACUAAUUCCGGGAAUAUGACCCAAAUUAUAUUGUCUCAUAAUUCUCUGACGGGUGAGAUCAUCUCUACUCGGUGGGAAUAUCUUCAGAACCUUGAGAAUCUGGACUUGCGCUACAAUUCGCUGGAGGGCAGCAUUCCCUCCUCUCUCUUUGCACUUCCACGGAUUCAGAAGAUCCAGCUCUUGAACAACCGAUUCUCCGGACAUGUUCAACUUAAUGAGUCCUUGAAAUUCUCUUCCUAUGCAUUGGACACCCUCGAUUUGAGCAACAACAAGUUGGACGGGCCAAUUCCUCCUGCUUUGUUUCGAUACCCGGAGCUCAAGUACCUCUCACUGGCUUUCAACAAUUUCAAUGGAUCCUUGGAUAUCGAUGUGGUUCAGAAGGUCAGCAGACUCUCCUAUCUUGAUCUUUCCUGCAACAACUUGUCCAUAAAUGCCGGUGGAGCUGCUUCUACAAACAGCUCUUUUCCUCCAUUUUCUACGAUAAGUCUGGCAUCCUGUCAUUUGAAGGCAUUACCCGGUUUUUUGUCGAACCAACCCAAGUUGAUGUAUCUAGACCUCUCUGACAAUGAAAUCCAUGGUUCGAUCCCCAUGUGGAUGUGGACUCUAAAAAAUCUUCGAUAUCUCAAUCUCUCAUUGAAUUUCUUCGAGGAUGUGGAAACUGCUGAGCCCAAUAUCACUUCUACUCUUAGUUUGCUUGACCUUCACUCAAACAGUCUAGGGGGGAAAAUGCCACCUUUGCCUCCUCUUGCUGUCUACGUGGAUUACUCGGGCAAUAAUUUCAGCUCAAUUAUUCCAGCUGACAUCGGCAAGAACUUGUCCGUCACGAUCUUCUUCUCUCUGUCAAAGAACAGUUUCCAGGGGAAUAUUCCUGAAUCAAUUUGCCAGGCAGGGUACCUUCAAGUUCUCGACCUAUCUGAUAAUUCCUUUACAGGAAAAAUCCCCUCGUGCAUGGUCGAUGUACCCUCCUUGAAGGUGUUGAAUCUCCGGAAUAACAAGCUAAAUGGUUGUAUUCCCGAGGGUUUUCCCAGAACUUGUGGUUUGAAGACCUUGGAUCUCAGCAGGAAUAGCUUGCAAGGGCAGAUCCCACAGUCUCUGUCAAAUUGCAUGAUGUUAGAGGUUUUGGACAUCGGAAAUAAUCAGAUAGAAGGGGGCUUUCCCUGUCAUUUGAAGAAUACCACAAAAAUGCGUGUCCUUGUUAUGCGAGGAAACAAACUUUCUGGCCAAUUAGGUUGCCCUGACAUCAACAACAGUCCGUGGGAUUUGCUUCAAAUUGUUGACUUAGCCUCCAAUGACUUUAGCACAUUGCCACCAGAACGAUGUCUUCGCACUUGGAAGGCUAUGCAGGAUAAUGAUGGUCAUGAUCAUCUCCAGUUAUCAUUUCUUGGUAUUAGUGGACUGUAUUAUCAGGAUACAGUGACCGUUACAGUGAAAGGCCUGACUUUGGAGCUUGUGAAGAUCCUCAAAGUUUUCACCUCCAUCGAUAUAUCGGAAAACAGGAUUUCUGGCCAGAUCCCAAAUGCUUUGGGCACUUUUAAAUCUCUCCGUCUACUCAACAUGUCAGGAAAUGAACUCUUUGGGCCAAUCCCACCAUCUCUGGGUAACCUGCAAGUCCUCGAGUCCUUAGACCUCUCAAGGAACAAUCUCACCGAUAACAUUCCUCCGGCACUCACUAACCUGAACUUCCUUGCGCUCUUAAACCUGUCAUACAAUCGGCUGAUGGGGUUAAUCCCAUCGGGAAGUCAGUUUGCUACAUUUGGAUCAAGUUCCUAUGUGGGCAAUAUGCUAUGUGGCAAACCCCUGACCAAGAAUUGCACCAACGCCGACCGUGCUCUAGUGCCAAAGAGUCCAGGAGUCCAUUUGGAUUGGCAGUUCAUUGUAACUGGUCUCGGUUUCGGAUCAGGAGCUGCCGUAGCUGUUGCACCAUUCAUGAUGUGGAGGAAAGGCCGGAGAUGGUACAACAACAGAAUCGACAGGUUCCUCUUGGUGUUUCUUCCAAUUCUGGGUUUCACAUACACGAUUUGGGAUGAUGAGGAAAGUGAAGAUGGGCACGGUGAUGAUGUCAAUGAUGAUACGGCAUUUCAGUUUGACCUUGAAAAGGAGGAAACUUGGGGGAGUGCAAAUUCUGCCGACCCCCAUAACCAGUCACUCCAAAUCUCCGCCUCAGGACCUUCACAAAGAGUCGAAGAACAAUAUGCCUCGAGCUCGCUCUUCACCGGUGGCCACGACCGAGCCACAAGGGCGCACUUGAAGAAGAAGGUGGUAGAGCCCACUAGUGGCCCCAAAGGGUCAUCGGUGUGUCAAAUGCUUGGGAGCGAUGCAAGAGCUAUGAGGGAUGAGAAUGGCCAAGAUAUCAUUCCAUGUGGGUGCGACUUCAAGAUUUGUAAGGAGUGUUAUCGAGAUGCAAUGAGGACCUCUGAUGGGAUCUGUCCUGGGUUCAGAGAGUCCUAUGAAGAGGAUGAGGAUGAUGGCGGUAAGGGUGAGGGCGAGAUCGAGUUGGGGUCUAGGAAGGCUCUGCCUUCUUCAGUUUCUAACAUGUCCAAGAUGGAGAGGAGGCUCUCACUGGUGAAGUCAAACGGUAAUUACUUCGAUCACAAUCAGUGGUUGUUCGAGACAAAGGAGAGUUACGGAUAUGGAAACGUCAUGUGGCCCACAGAAGAUGGAAAAGAAGUCCGCGAAGCACCGAGGGACAAGCAAUAG
Punica granatum (pomegranate) is the source of this 3816-nucleotide messenger RNA. The record is from RefSeq and is a predicted model, not a curated record. Lineage: Eukaryota; Viridiplantae; Streptophyta; Magnoliopsida; Myrtales; Lythraceae.